AUGUCUACGUAUUAUAAUGAUCAUCUCGCGGCUGCGGAGAAGGACAUAAGCUCGAGUAAUUUCUGUAAUUUAGUGGAUGCUUCCGUUAUGUUAUACGACGAAGAACACCGUGAUCUUCUUCCAAAGAAAGUAAACUCCAGAUGCCAAGCGAAGACAAAGAAACAAGAAAAAGAGAGUGACAAGAGAUUCUUUGAUCUCUUCCCUAAAAAAAGAAGAACUUCGGUUGUUACUGUAAGAAACCCUGAACAAAACCAACAAAAUCUUCAUAGGGUUUCUACUUCUUCAUCGCUCCUCGACCUUAACACGAUCCCCGGUGAUUCUUCUGACCCACGUAACGAACUUCAAGGGCUUUUAUCUUCUUCUUCAUCAUCGUUUCUUGGAGAUUACGAAAGGAAAACCCCACAAAACGCUUCUUCUUCUUCAACUUUACUUGCUGAGUACAACACCGAGAUGGCAAACCCACCAAACCCUAAUUCUGAGACAAGCCUCAAGAGAAAGCAUAGUGAUAGUGAACCCAAGAAAGCAAAGACUCCUUAUUCAUGGAAAGGGAGAGAGGCGCCGGAGUGGCUGGUCAAGAUGAUGGGAACAAUGCAGGGAAGCGAAGGCCCGAGGCUAAUCUAUGAGAAGACUCUGACCGAAACAGAUGUCAAACCAGUCCAGAGCCGUCUCUUAAUGCCUUUCAACACCCUAAUUCGUAACGACUUUUUGACGCCUGUUGAGUUGAGAAUCCUACUAGAAUUAGAAGAUGACACGGAUGGAGUUGGAGCGACUCUAGUGGAUCCAUGGGAGGUAAAGUGGGGUGUGAUUUUGAAGAAACGGGAGAUGAAGAAAUAUUCAGGGAAAGGAAGCUUGAACUACGCUAUAAUAUGCGGGUGGAACGAUAUCGUUGAGGCUAACGUAUUGGAAAAAGACGAUGACAUCAGUAUUUGGUCUUUCAGGCGAGGUAGAAAUGGAAUCCUUUCCUUUGCCCUUGUUCUUCCUCCUCCUCCUGACAUGGCAUAG
Messenger RNA from Arabidopsis thaliana (thale cress), 1002 nucleotides. RefSeq names its product plant-specific B3-DNA-binding domain protein (DUF313). Gene Ontology annotation, molecular function: DNA binding. Bases 1 to 1002 code for a protein of 333 amino acids. The transcript has a single exon. The record is from RefSeq and is marked reviewed. NCBI's taxonomy places the organism in Eukaryota, Viridiplantae, Streptophyta, Magnoliopsida, Brassicales, Brassicaceae. Gene Ontology annotation, cellular component: nucleus.